This is a messenger RNA of Opisthocomus hoazin, 3998 nucleotides long. The record is from RefSeq and is a predicted model, not a curated record. NCBI's taxonomy places the organism in Eukaryota, Metazoa, Chordata, Aves, Opisthocomiformes, Opisthocomidae.
UUGCAGUGAUAGAAGAUAGACACCCAGGAGAUUUUGCCUUUCGCCAUGGCUCAGUUUGGAGGACAGAAGAAUCCCCCUUGGGCUACUCAGUUUACAGCCACUGCAGUAUCUCAGCCAGCUGCUCUUGGUGUACAGCAGCCAUCGCUGCUUGGAGCCUCUCCUACAAUAUACACGCAGCAGACAGCAUUGGCAGCGGCAGGCCUAACUACUCAAACACCAACAAACUAUCAGCUAACUCAGACAGCUGCUUUACAGCAGCAAGCUGCAGCUGCAGCAGCUGCGUUACAGCAGCAAUAUUCACAACCUCAGCAGACUCUCUAUAGUGUACAGCAACAGUUGCAGCAACCUCAGCAGACCCUUUUAACUCAGCCAGCUGUUGCGUUACCUACCAGUCUUAGCCUGUCUACUCCUCAGCCGGCAGCCCAGAUAACUGUUUCUUAUCCAGCACCCCGGUCAAGUCAGCAGCAAACCCAGCCACAAAAGCAGCGUGUCUUCACUGGGGUAGUUACUAAACUACAUGAUACAUUUGGUUUUGUGGAUGAAGAUGUCUUUUUUCAACUUAGUGCUGUAAAAGGAAAGACACCUCAGGUGGGUGACAGAGUUUUGGUAGAAGCUACUUACAAUCCUAAUAUGCCAUUCAAAUGGAAUGCACAAAGGAUCCAGACACUUCCAAAUCAGAACCAGACUCAAGCUCAGCCGUUACUGAAGACACCUCCGGCAGUUCUUCAGCCCGUCGCGCAGCAGACUGCAUUCAGUGUUCAGGCACAGCACCGGUGCUCGUUCAGUGCACAGAGUGGUUUGCUACAGCCCCCUGUUCGUCUAGUUUCACAGCCUCAACCAGCUCGAAGAUUAGACCCGCCAUCCAGAUUUUCCGGGAGGAAUGACAGAGGAGGAGACCCUAUGCCAAACCGAAAAGAUGACAGGAGUCGUGAAAGAGAACGAGAGAGACGCAGGUCCCGGGAAAGAUCACCGCAGAGAAAACGCUCCAGAGAGAGAUCGCCUAGACGAGAGAGGGAGAGGUCACCUCGAAGACCGCGACGUGUCGUUCCUCGUUACACGGUUCAGUUUUCCAAAUUUUCGUUGGACUGCCGUAGCUGUGAUAUGAUGGAGCUGAGGAGGCGUUACCAGAACUUGUAUAUCCCAAGCGAUUUCUUUGAUGCUCAGUUUACAUGGGUGGAUGCUUUUCCUAUGUCUAGACCAUUUCAGCUGGGAAACUACUGUAAUUUCUACGUAAUGCAUAGAGAAGUAGAUCCUAUAGAUAAAAACGCUGCAGUCCUUGAUCCACCAGAUGCUGAUCAUCUGUACAGUGCGAAGGUGAUGUUGAUGGCUAGUCCUAGUAUGGAAGAUCUCUAUCACAAGUCAUGCGCUCUGGCUGAAGAUCCUCAAGAACUUCGUGAUGGAUUUCAGCAUCCUGCUAGACUUGUAAAGUUUUUAGUGGGUAUGAAAGGCAAAGAUGAAGCUAUGGCUAUUGGAGGACACUGGUCCCCAUCACUGGAUGGACCUGAUCCAGAGAAGGACCCUUCCGUGCUGAUAAAGACGGCUAUUCGCUGUUGCAAGGCUCUUACAGGGAUUGACUUAAGUGUGUGCACGCAAUGGUACCGUUUUGCAGAGAUUCGCUACCAUCGCCCUGAGGAGACCCACAAGGGGCGUACAGUUCCAGCUCAUGUGGAGACAGUGGUUUUAUUUUUCCCGGAUGUUUGGCAUUGCCUUCCCACCCGCUCAGAGUGGGAAACCCUCUCCCGAGGAUACAAGCAGCAGCUGGUCGAGAAGCUUCAGGGUGAACGCAAGGAGGCUGAUGGAGAACAGGACGAAGAGGAAAAGGAUGAUGGGGAAGCUAAAGAGAUCUCUACACCUACACACUGGUCUAAACUGGAUCCAAAAACAAUGAAGGUAAAUGAUCUUCGCAAAGAAUUAGAGAGUCGAACCCUUAGCUCUAAAGGACUGAAAUCUCAGUUGAUAGCUCGACUGACAAAGCAGCUGAAAGUAGAGGAACAAAAAGAAGAGCAAAAGGAGCUAGAGAAGUCUGAGAAGGAAGAGGAAGAGGAGGAGGAUAGGAAAUCUGAAGAUGACAAAGAGGAAGAGGAAAGAAAACGUCAAGAAGAAAUGGAACGUCAGCGACGGGAGAGACGAUAUAUCUUGCCUGAUGAACCAGCAAUCAUUGUACAUCCUAACUGGGCAGCAAAGAGUGGGAAGUUUGACUGUAGCAUUAUGUCUCUUAGUGUUCUUCUGGACUAUAGAUUAGAAGAUAAUAAAGAACAUUCCUUUGAGGUAUCAUUGUUUGCAGAACUCUUCAAUGAAAUGCUUCAGAGAGAUUUUGGUGUCAGAAUUUACAAAGCACUGAUUUCACUCCCAGAGAGGGAGGACAAAAAAGACAAAAAAAGCAAAAAGGAUGAGAGAAAAGAAAAAAAAGAAGAAAAAGAUGAUGAAACAGAUGAUCCAAAACCUAAGAGGAGAAAAUCUGGAGAUGAUAAAGACAAAAAAGAAGACAGAGACGAAAAGAAGAGGGAAGAUAAAAGGAAAGAUGAUUCUAAAGAUGAAGAAGAAACUGAAGAUGACAAUAACCAAGAAGAAUAUGAUCCGAUGGAGGCAGAAGAUGCUGAAGACGAAGAUGAAGACCGGGAUGAAGAGGAAAUGAACAAACGAGAGGACAGGAGAGAGGGAAAUAGGCAUUGUAAAGAGAGGUCAUCUAAAGAUAAAGAGAAAGACAAGACACAGAUGGUGACUGUUAAUAGGGAUCUUCUGAUGGCUUUUGUUUAUUUUGAUCAAAGUCAUUGUGGAUAUCUUCUGGAGAAGGACAUGGAGGAGAUACUGUACACUCUUGGACUACACCUGUCACGUGCUCAGGUCAAGAAGCUACUUAAUAAAGUAGUGCUUCGAGAAUCUUGCUUUUACAGAAGACUAACAGAUACUUCUAAAGAUGAAGAAAAUCAAGAGGAGUCUGAAGAGCUACAGGAAGAUAUGCUAGGAAACAGAUUACUGUUACCAUCACCUACCAUAAAGCAAGAAUCAAAAGCCAUAGAAGAAAACGUCGGCCUCAUUGUAUACAAUGGAGCUAUGGUGGAUGUUGGGAGCCUUUUACAGAAGCUGGAGAAGAGUGAAAGAGUGCGGGCAGAGAUAGAACAAAAGCUGCAGUUACUAGAAGAAAAAACAGAUGAAGAUGAAAAGACCAUACUACAACUGGAGAAUUCUAACAAAAGCCUAUCUACGGAGCUCAAAGAGGUGAAGAAGGACCUUGGCCAACUGCAAGAAAAUUUGAAGAUCUCGGAUGAUAAAAAUUUGAAGUUUGAGAGUCAGCUGAAUAAGACAAUAAAAAAUUUAGCUACUGUUAUGGAUGAAAUACAGAGUGUUCUUAAACAGGAUAUUGUGAAGAAUGAAGAUAAAGAUCAGAAGUCCAAAGAAAAUGGAGCAAACGUAUGAUAAAACUGCUGCUGUUCAGAAGAAUGGUGUUACAUAAUGUAAUAUAAAUCAUGAUACCAGAAUGUAUGGGAAGUGAUGCAUGUUUGAUUUUAGUAGUAUAAAUAUCUUAGUUCCAAAAGAUGUAUAAAGUUUUAUGAAUGUGAGUGUCAGCUUCUGAAGAUUGCUUGUAAUUCUUAGCAUUCAAUCUGAGACACUCCUCGAGUGAAAAUAAUUUUGCAUUGCAAAAUGUUUUAGGAUGAACUUUGUUAUAGUUUUAGCCCUAAUAAAGUUCAUCAACAUAACAAACAGUAGCAAGUAUUUAAUUACCGAAUAUUUUUCAUUAAAGUCUAGUGAAAUCAAAAUUUUCAUUAUUUAUAGAAUUGCCAUUUUUAGGUUUUUAUUUUUAUUUCGGUCUAAUUAGUCUUUUUAAAUUCAAAUAUAAAUCACAAAAUAGCAUGCUGCUUAAUUUUGCAAGUAAAGUUGUUUUGGUUUUUUUUUAAAAAAGCUUCUUGGAUUUUUUUUUCUACUUGUCACAACUUUCUUUUCCCUUCCAAAUGUAACUUUUUUCCCCCAGAGCUGCUUGUAUUAAAGCCUCAUAGUAU